AUGUACGCACAAAGUCUGAAUUUUUCUGAGAGCCAUCAAAAUAACGUUCUCAGCCGUUCUACAUGUAUUCGUAUUGCAAAAAGUGGAUUCCAGCCGAUUUGUGUGCUUAAAAGAACUUUUCUGUAUAGUUGGAAAAAGGGAAUAAAUAGGGACACUGUUAUCUGGCUGCAACAACCAAUUGAUCUCAGUGUUGAAAAUAUCAGGGCAUGGAUCACGAGGAAAGAGUUCAAUGCACUGAGAGACACCCACAGAACUCAGGUUUCAGAAAUCAAUAAAUUGGGACCAGAUUUACAAGCAGCUCACUUUGUGUUGAAACACAAAGGUUCAGUGAAGUUUCACAAUUUGGAUCGUUGGUUCAAAGCAGACAAGGAUGGCAAGAUGGAUCUACCAAUUACAUUCACAAAAACUUAUUUGAAAGCAAUUGAUGCAAGCAACACCACCAUGAUGUAUGAAAGUUUUGACAACAUGGAAAAUUUACCUCAUUUGAGAUACUUAAACUUAAGCAAUUGCAAGUACAUUGAUGACUGGUGCUUAGAUAGACUUGUGCAGUUCAGAGAAACACUAUUUGUUCUUGAUCUCAGUGGAUGUGUGAAUGUUUCAGAAAGAGGUUUAGUCACUAUAAUUAAGUUGAAUUGCCUCAAAAGACUCAUCCUCAAAGACAUGAACCAUUUACAACAUGCCAAACUAAUUGCUCUUCUGUUGGAAGAAGCAAUGCCUAACUGCUAUAUAGAUGGCAUUGAUUAUACAAACAUAAGCAAAAGUGAAAGAGAAGACGAACCACAGUCUGUCUCUUUCAUGAAAUCUUGGGAGAAAAGAGCAAUGGCGGAACAAAUGGAUGUCGUUGCUGCUGUUAUCAGGGACUAUGGAGUGCUCGAGAACACUAAUAAUAAUAGAGCAAAAAAUAACAAAACCUGA
Helobdella robusta is the source of this 915-nucleotide messenger RNA. RefSeq lists its product as hypothetical. The transcript is spliced from 5 exons. The record is from RefSeq and is a predicted model, not a curated record. NCBI's taxonomy places the organism in Eukaryota, Metazoa, Annelida, Clitellata, Rhynchobdellida, Glossiphoniidae. The coding region runs from base 1 to 915 and encodes 304 amino acids.